UCCAACGCCUCAAACUCUCCUUAUUCGAGGAGGAGACGCAAGGCCCCCCCAACCCAUUCCCUUUCUGUCUUCUUUAUCACGGGCCGGCAACCGUUUUAAAAGCACAAGCCCUUUGUUUUAGCUCUAGCUGACCCUCCUUGUCUCCCCUCCCCGGGUUUUAUUGAGCCCCUGCUGCUGUAAUAUCCCCUAACCAUGGCGGCGAGUGCGAAGCGAAAACAGGAGGAGAAACACCUGAAGAUGCUGAGAGAAAUGACGAGUUUGCCUCCCAACAGAAAGUGCUUUGACUGCGACCAGCGCGGCCCAACCUAUGCCAACAUGACUGUGGGAUCCUUCGUGUGCACCUCCUGCUCCGGCAUCCUACGAGGACUGAAUCCACCCCACAGAGUCAAGUCCAUCUCCAUGACAACUUUUACACAACAGGAAAUCGAGUACUUACAGAAACACGGCAAUGAGGUAUGUAAACGGAUCUGGCUGAGCCUCUAUGAUGACAGAACCACCUCAGUACCAGACUUCAGAGAACCGCAGAAGGUCAAGGAGUUUCUUCAAGAGAAAUACGAGAAAAAGAGAUGGCACGUUCCUCCAGAGCAGGCGAAGCCCGCGGCCCCCGUCCACGCUUCCAUCUCCGGCUCCUCCAACAGCAGCACCAGCAGCACCCCCGAGGUCAGACCCCUCAAAUCCCUGCUGGGGGAGUCUGCCCCCUCCCUGCACCUCAACAAGAACACCCCCCCUAACCAGUCUCCAGUGGUGAGCCGUGGACAGAGCCAGCAGCAGCCGUUCCACGACAAGAGGUUCGACCUCCUCAGUGAACUGGGGGGAGACAUCUUCGCUGCCCCGCCCAACAUGAACGCCGGAGCCAGCUCCAGUUUUGCUAACUUUGCACAUUUCAACAGCCACACAACUGCACAGAGUGCCAACGCAAAUGCAAACUUUGCUAAUUUUGAUGCGUUCGGCAGCACCUCUGGGUCUUCAGGUGGCUUCCCCUCAGCACCUCAAGCCCAAUUCCAACCCUCAAAUACAGGAGCCGGUCUUGCUGCUGGGGGGGGCUCGGCAGGAGUAGGGGGUCCGCCUCAGAGGCAGCCAGGAGUCCCUGCAGGGUGCGACCGCUACGCUGCUCUGGCUGAGCUGGACACUGUGUUCGGACCCUCAGUCCCUCCCACCAGUGUUUACAACCCCACCAGCACCUCUCAAGGCCGGAGUGUGUUUGGCACAGAGAGUGGGAUGUCCGCAGCACAAGCACAGCAGGCCCUGCCUGGGAUGGCUCAAGGAUUUGGAGCUCAGUCAACCAAUCCGUUUGUAGCGGCCCCGGCAGCCCCUCCCACAAACCCCUUCCAGAGCAACGGCAGGACGGCCCACAUGGCGGCAGCGGCGGCGGCGGCAGCAGCAGCAGCAUCUUUCGGCACAGGCUCCAUGAGUAUGCCCGCUGGAUUUGGGAAUGUGGCAGCCUUCAACCUCCCCACCAGCUUCAGUGGAACGUUCCAGCAGCCGUUCCCCGGCCAGGCCCCCUUCCCUCAGCCCCCGGCGUACCCCCAGCAACCCAACGGCGGAGGAUUUGCAGCCUUCGGCCAGGCCAAGCCCGUUGGCACUCCAUUCGGACAAACAAUGUCCGGACCUAUGAUCUCCAGCAACCCCUUCCUGGGUGCGGCUCCGUCUGCUCAGUAUCCAGCAGGAGGCUCUUCAACGAACCCCUUCUUAUAGCGACCCCUCCCCUCCGCUCCACUACAGGGUCAACAACUGGCGCGCUUGCACCUAUUGCACCGUUUGUUUCACAAGUAGCUUUAAACACAAUGUUUGUAAGGAUUUGUAUUUUCUAUCGCAGUUUGUCACAAGAGAUAUGACAGAGCAUCAUGCUGACACUGUCCAUGGCUACAAAACAAAGUGAUAGUGUGUGCAGAGAGAGAGGACGGUCCCCCCCUUCUCUAUUUAACCUGUCAACUGGCCUGGCCUCGACUGAAAUACAAUGUAUAAUCAAACUGGCUGAAAACUAAGUUAUUGUAACAGUAUAUCCCAUUCGUUAUGCUGCAACUUUGUACAUAAUUAAUUUUUCUUUUAGCGCUUUUGUGCAUAUCAGUAUUUGUAUCUAACACACAAGAUUUGUUCAGACAGAUCUGUUGCUUCCUGGUAAGUUAAUGGGUACCGCCACUUACUGUAUUUGUGAAGAACCAACUGUUUAAUUGUGCGGGUUCCUUUUUAGGUAAACUGUUCUACGGUGGCCGACAGGUGCCAACGUGCUGCAGCGGACCAACACAUUCCAUUAGGAGAAACGCACUGCAACCUCAAAAUGUGUUUUGUCAGUAUAUUCGAAAUAAGUUAAUAAGAUUGGCUUUAUUGAUCCCAUUUCAGGAGAUGGUUUCGUCACAGCAACAUGUGAACGAGACAAUGUGAAAAUAAAAAAGAGGAGAAGCUAAACAAACAUACACAUAAAAUCAAAACAUCUCAAAAUAUCAAAUAAAACUAAACUAAAAAGUCAAAUAGAAACAUAUUGACAGUGAAAUAUGUAUAUCUGUAAAUGACUAAGUUAGCUACGUUAGCUAGCUAGCAGCAAAUCUGCAUGCGUUUUUGGAAACUGCAUUUUUGGAAACUGCAGCUUGCUUCCCAUAAUGGAAAUGUGUUGGGUCGGUGUAACGCGUUUGCACCUGUCGGCCACCGUAGUUCUCCCAUAAUAAAAAAAAAAAAAAAAACCUAUUCUGUUUGCGAGAGAUAAAGAAGCGUCGGCGGGGGUCUCAUUUCUCUGCCUCGUCCCCUCCUGCUGACAGAGGGUCACAAAGCUUCUGGAAUCCUCUCAAGAAUGGCUGCUGGGCUGAAAUCACUUGCAUUAGGGUAUUAGAGAAUUUUAAGUUAAUGUGUAAAUAUAUACAGUAUAUAUAUAUAUUAAAAUGAAUUUUAAAUAAGAA
Gymnodraco acuticeps is the source of this 2891-nucleotide messenger RNA. RefSeq names its product ArfGAP with FG repeats 1a (gene agfg1a). The transcript has 12 exons. Gene Ontology annotation, molecular function: GTPase activator activity. NCBI's taxonomy places the organism in Eukaryota, Metazoa, Chordata, Actinopteri, Perciformes, Bathydraconidae. The record is from RefSeq and is a predicted model, not a curated record. The coding region runs from base 193 to 1695 and encodes 500 amino acids.